AAAUUCCACUUGUAAAUCGAAAAUUCAGACCUAAUUUUGUUAGAAAUGGCUCUAUUUAGGAAUAUAAACUGGGAAAGCAUCCUUGCCUUAAGUAUACGAGUGCUGUUCCUUAGUUUUUUGGAUAUAAUUUUCAGAUUUAGCUACCAAUACCUCGGAUGGGUGUCAUAUAUUGUGCGAUGUUUAGGACUCUUAACUCUAUUGAUUGUUACUGGAUUACCAAACAGCAGUUUGAUGACAGUCUUCAGGAUUAUGUUGGGAACUUCUAAUAUAAUUAUAGCUUGGAUUGUAACAUCGUUGUAUAUAAAGUGUGGAGAAACGUCAGAAUACGCUGUGCAUAUUUUAAUCGUUCUAAAAUUAGUGCAGAUUAGUUUAGUUCUGUUUUAUUAUUGGUUUAAUGAAGUAAACACAAUAUAUCGGUUUGCAGUGUAUGUUUACUUCUUUUUCAUCGGAGGAACGGUGUUACAAAUUUCUCCUGAUUGGAUUUUCAACGUCUUAACUAUAGUCACAAUUUUAAGCCUUGUUUUGUUAUGCCUUCAUGUGCUUGAGAAUGGAAUCUUGACUCCUGAACAGGAAAGGCGUAUAGAUUUAUACCUUCAACGUUUGGAUGGAUUUGAUUUGGAUGACAUUAUAAACAUAUUCCAUAGAAAUGAUUUUUGUACAUAUUUAAUAGUUCUAUGUACUGUAUGUCUAAUUAACAACUGGUUCGAUGUUGACAUUUAUAGUAAUCAACAUUUCAAACCAACUAACUUGGUGUUAUAUACUACACUCGGUAUGUGUUGUUGUACUGUUAUCUCCGUUAUAGCAUUUUCUACAAUUUCAAUUGUUAUUUCUAAACAUUUGUUUAAAUUCUGCUUUUUCAUUGUUGAAGGAAAAUAUGAAUCCACACAAGAAGAGCUCGGGUUACAUAUAUUGAAUAUCUUAAACGUAUAUUUAUGUACAACAGACAUGGUCGUCUUUGACAUGCAGCCACUAGAUCGUGGUAUAUUUUUGAUCAACAGAAUUGUAUUUCUUGCAGUUUGUUCUACAGAAUUGUGUUCAAUCAUUGUAGAAGUGUCGAGCAAGGAAGUGGCAGCAACACCAGCAUCAGGAUUCAACACCCUUAGAGUUAUUGGCGUGCAUAUUGCAUUUAGUAUUGGAUAUGUGGCAAUACUAUAUGAACUUCUAGUCCAAUAUUCCAUGAAUGAUUUGGGCAUUUUUCUUUCAACAGUGUUUUUCGUUUGUAAUUUACUACGAACAUUUGCCUCGCUUAUUAUAUUUUGUCUCUAUAAACUUGAUGAAACUCGCCAGGAUUUUUGGGAAAACUUUGACGAUGUGAUAUUUUACGCACGUAUGACUUUUUCAACGAUUCUAAUAGUAAUUUUAUUGCCAACGGCUUGUGUUGGUGUUUGGACAGUAUUUUAUGGAUUCUACACAUGGUUUGAUUUAUAUCGAUUAUUAAUAUUGUGGCUGGUCAAUGUUUUCUCCGGUAUAUACGUUUUAUUUGAAACUAUUCGACAGAGGAAAAGGGUCUUGGCGUAUACUACUAUUUUAAAAGAUGCAUCACUUUCUCAACUAAACAGGGAUGACUGCAGUAUUUGUUUGCAUGAAAUGAUGAAAGGAAAAGUAACUCGCUGUGGUCAUGUGUUUCACGAGAUAUGCAUACGAAAGUGGUUGAAUACGAGACUGGUGUGUCCAAUGUGUAACACAUCGAUUAUAAUACAUGUACAAUAAACUUUGAUUAUACAUUCAUACUAUAUUCAGUGGAAAACUUGAAAUCAUUUGUAGUGUGACCCCUUAAAUAGUAAACAUUUUAAAGAAAACAGUAGACAGGAUCAGGGCCGACGUUCUAUACUAACACACUAACAUAGUAAGUCCCUGACAGAAUUCAAAAAGUCUCUAUAUAUCAAAGUAGUAUAAUCGUAGUUUACAUGUAGAUAAAGGCGAAAAAUAAUUGUCUUCUCUAAUGAGGUAGUUGUGGUUCUUGUGAUCUAAACAUGAUAUGAAACGCGAAAAAUAAUUGUCCCCUCUGAGAGGUAUAAUAGUUUUGAUUCUUGCGAUCUAAACACCAUGAUAUGGAGAACGCUCUGAACGGCUUUUUUUCUCUUCAUUUUUGUUAUCCAUCAUACGAUUGGAUGAAAUUGUGUCAUGUUUUACUUAUUUGAAUAUUUAUACAAAAGUAUGACCUUUUCAAUAGUAAAAAUUUCAAAGAAACAAUUGUCCUCUAUAAGGAGAUAACAUAGCUGUGGUUCUUGCGAUCUAAACACCAUGAUAUGGAGAACGCUCUGGUUGGCUUACUUAUUUUUCAUUUUUGUUAUCUAGCAUACGAUUGGUUGUAUUUGUGCAUCUUUCCAACCGGAAGUAUUAUCUAUGACUUAAAGUCAGCCCGAUGACGGAAUCCUAUCCGGUCUCCUUUUUUGUCGUUUUUCUCCUAAAGUAACUCCAUCUGAAUAAUCAUAAGAAUGGAUGACAAAUGCGACUAUGCAUGUUACCAAAAAGGACACAGAGGAAUGAUGAUUGAUUUUUUGUGGAAGGAAGAGAAGCGACACACAAAAUGAGGUCUUAUCGUUUAAUAGUAUAGAUAAUACCAUAAAGAACGUUUUCACCAAGUUUUGAUAUGAAAAGCAAUAAAGAAAAAAAUGGGAGUUAUUAAUUUUAUUUAUUCAAACUUCCUGACUUAUAAGACGUAGUUUAAGUCUUUUGGCAUGCCGGGAGUGAAAUUAAUCUCAUUUAAGUCUUAUUCGUUAACCAUCUAAUAACGCGAUUUAAAACGCAUCAACGACUUUUGGUGUAGCUAUUAACCAACUAAAAAAAGGUGAUAGCCAUGCAACUAUUAAAAUUAGAUUGUAUGAUUUGUCUUUUAACGCUUUUUGAUACAAGUUUUAGUUAUAAAAGUAAAUCAUACAAUAAAACAUUUUUAUGAUUUUCCUCGACAGAUACUUUAAACAAACACAUGAAACUGAC
Messenger RNA from Mytilus trossulus (common blue mussel), 2940 nucleotides. Its product is annotated as RING finger protein 145-like. The transcript has 3 exons. The record is from RefSeq and is a predicted model, not a curated record. The coding region runs from base 46 to 1710 and encodes 554 amino acids. Lineage: Eukaryota; Metazoa; Mollusca; Bivalvia; Mytilida; Mytilidae.